Colletotrichum abscissum is the source of this 1659-nucleotide messenger RNA. RefSeq lists its product as uncharacterized. The coding region runs from base 1 to 1659 and encodes 552 amino acids. NCBI's taxonomy places the organism in Eukaryota, Fungi, Ascomycota, Sordariomycetes, Glomerellales, Glomerellaceae. The record is from RefSeq and is a predicted model, not a curated record. The transcript has 3 exons.
AUGGCCAAAGGGAAAUCCACGAUGCGAAGUCCUGCUAGGGGAUCGGGGCGAAAAAUGGUGACGGCCGACGGCCUGGAUCACCCCAUCAGUCUAGAGCUUUGCAAAAGGCUGAACAGAUUCUACGAAGCCUUGAUACUGCUUUCAAGUCUGAUGCAGGCUUGUUCGCGCAAUGGACAACAGCCGAACAAAGCUCCGAGCGAUGUUUCUGAACCAGGAGAUGAUUAUAGAAUGACCCAGGAAUGCCUCAUGAAUAAGCUGGCGCAGAUAUGCGACAAUCGACGAGGAGGCGAAACUGUCACAUCUGUGGCCAUCAUACAGUUACCUGACUGUUUGGUCUAUGCCUUUGCAUCCAACCAGAGAUCUCCCAAAGAGAUCAAGGAAGCAGAGACAUUUCUUCUGGAUCUCUUCGAAUACUUGAGUAACACAAGUGCAACUUCAUCAGUUCUUAUGGAAGAGGCCACUUCGAAAUCGGCCACCUACGUACUAGAAAAGAUUUUGGCCUUCAAUCAUGAGCGAGUCCAGUGCUACCGCAUUGGUCUGGUCCAAGGGCUCACACAGUGCAUUAAAGAUUGCGAUAGGCGUGGAUCUGUCCAUGAGAAAACCUCGCAAGACGACGAGGCACUUGUCCGGGCAGCUGCAGAUCUACGACAAUCACUGAUCUAUCAUUCCAUCGUCGACAGAGGGAAACUGGGAAGGUUUGACGAAUCACCACAUUGGGCUGAACUACAACAUUUCAUCGGUCGCCUUGUCUCUUACCUGAGAGCGACUCAGACUAUCUUCGUGGCGCGAAGGCGUCACCCAGAGCUUUUCGACAUUGACAGCAUCAAGAUCAAGUUUAUCCCCUCAAGCAGGCCACUGCCCAACCCGAUGAACGCAUUCCAGGCCGGCCUCGACCCUUUACAGCGACAAACAGUCCGCUCCGCGCACGACUUAAUACCGCGAAUGACGGGAGAUGCGGAGAUGAUUGAGACUUAUAGUCAAUACGCGGACGAGCUCCAAGUGUGCAAGCUCGAUGAGCUGAUCGCGACUCAGUGCUGCAAAUCCAACCCCAGAGGUUUCCGACCGAUUGUGCACAGUGAGGUCCUUCUUCUAGAUUGGCUUCGCAAACAGUUUGCAGAGGACAUGCACUCCGUCCCUUUCUACGAGGGCAACAAAUAUAUCGGUUGCAGCAAGCCCACCUGUCGACUUUGCGAGUACUAUUUCGCUGCUCACAGCAGCGGCGUCAGAGUUCGCUCACCUCACCGCAACGUAUACCGAAACUGGGCUGUUCCCGAUGCUUUGGUAGAGGGAGAAACCUCACGGUACAAAGACAAAAUGAUUGAUGCGGUUUUGGUUAAGGUUCGCGAAGACGCUCUCACUGCACUCAGGGAGAAAGUAUGUGUGAGGAAGAGAUUCGACUCUAACACGUACUCGUCGAUGCCGACAUGUCAGUCGCUUACUGGCAUCUCAGUCACCUUAGAUGACCUGUCGUCCCGCAUCGGAGGCUUGUCCAUCUCGUCUCACGUGCACCCCCGUGUUUACCCUUCUGUCGCGACAAGAAUACAUGUAUCUAGCAACGUUGAAGACACUUGUAGUGUCGCUGCUCAGGGGACAAACGGUGGUAGCGAUGAUGAAAGUGGUGGUGUACUAGUAUUCUCUGGUCGUAAUAGGCGUUCCUAG